AUGCAGAUCUUCGUUAAGACCCUCACCGGCAAGACCAUCACCCUCGAGGUCGAGUCGUCAGACACCAUCGACAACGUCAAGUCGAAGAUUCAGGACAAGGAGGGCAUUCCUCCCGACCAGCAGCGUCUUAUCUUUGCGGGCAAGCAGCUUGAGGACGGCCGCACCCUGUCCGACUACAACAUCCAGAAGGAGUCGACGCUCCAUCUCGUUCUCCGUCUCCGCGGUGGUAUGCAGAUCUUCGUCAAGACCCUUACGGGUAAGACGAUCACGCUGGAGGUUGAGUCGUCGGACACGAUCGACAACGUGAAGUCGAAGAUCCAGGACAAGGAGGGUAUUCCCCCCGACCAGCAGCGUCUCAUUUUUGCCGGAAAGCAGCUGGAGGACGGCCGCACGCUCUCGGACUACAACAUCCAGAAGGAGUCGACGCUUCACCUCGUCCUUCGUCUGCGUGGUGGAAUGCAGAUCUUCGUCAAGACCCUCACCGGCAAGACGAUCACGCUGGAGGUCGAGUCCUCGGACACUAUCGACAACGUGAAGUCGAAGAUUCAGGACAAGGAGGGCAUUCCCCCUGACCAGCAGCGCCUGAUCUUUGCUGGAAAGCAGCUGGAGGAUGGACGUACGCUCUCGGACUACAACAUUCAGAAGGAGUCCACCCUUCACCUCGUCCUUCGUCUCCGUGGAGGACAGUAG
This is a messenger RNA of Trichosporon asahii var. asahii CBS 2479, 690 nucleotides long. RefSeq lists its product as uncharacterized. Gene Ontology annotation, molecular function: protein tag activity; ubiquitin protein ligase binding. The record is from RefSeq and is a predicted model, not a curated record. NCBI's taxonomy places the organism in Eukaryota, Fungi, Basidiomycota, Tremellomycetes, Trichosporonales, Trichosporonaceae. Bases 1 to 690 code for a protein of 229 amino acids. Gene Ontology annotation, cellular component: cytoplasm; nucleus. The transcript is spliced from 2 exons. Gene Ontology annotation, biological process: protein ubiquitination; modification-dependent protein catabolic process.